AUGGCCGCUGCUUCAGCAUCGCUGCUCCACCUCGCCACCCCGACCCCAACUCGCUCCACUCACCUCAGCGUCCGGCUCCCCACCUCCCAGCUGCCUCGCCGCCGGCCGCCGGGGGCACGCAUCGCCACCGCGCAGCGGCCGCGGGCGUACAAGGUGACGAUCGAGCACGGCGGCGCGUCGCGGGUGGUGGAGGUGGAGGAGGACGAGACGAUCCUGUCCCGCGCGCUGGACGAGGGCCUGGACGUGCCGCACGACUGCAAGCUCGGCGUGUGCAUGACGUGCCCGGCGCGGCUGGUCUCCGGGGUGGUGGACCAGAGCGACGGCAUGCUCAGCGACGACGUCGUCGCGCAGGGGUACGCGCUGCUCUGCGCCGCCUACCCGCGCUCCGACUGCACCAUCCGCGUCAUCCCCGAGGACGAGCUGCUCAAGGUCCAGCUCGCCACCGCCGACGACUGA
Molecule: messenger RNA, 456 nt
Organism: Miscanthus lutarioriparius
Lineage: Eukaryota; Viridiplantae; Streptophyta; Magnoliopsida; Poales; Poaceae
Source: the annotation of a GenBank genome assembly